Molecule: messenger RNA, 1155 nt
Organism: Photinus pyralis (common eastern firefly)
Lineage: Eukaryota; Metazoa; Arthropoda; Insecta; Coleoptera; Lampyridae
Gene: CLS
Product: probable cardiolipin synthase (CMP-forming)
Exons: 5
Coding region: 122-1093 (323 amino acids)
Biological process (GO): cardiolipin biosynthetic process
Cellular component (GO): mitochondrion; membrane
Molecular function (GO): cardiolipin synthase activity
Source: RefSeq, a predicted model, not a curated record
GAAAUGUAUCACGUGUGGACAGUGGGUUGUGGAAGUGGAAUAGAAAUGUGGGGUUGAGAAAAUUGUAAACAAAUUGUCUUUUUAUUUGGUUUAUAAUAAAUUAAAGAGUUAAAAUUUAGCUAUGAAUAGCUUAAAAUCAUUUAGUAUAUUACAUCGUUUUUUUGAAACACGUCUACGUGGUUGCUGUGAUAUGGUUUUUAUUAGUUAUAACCCUAAAGUAAAUUUCACAUACUUUCAUAUGAACAAAUAUCUGCAGAAGCAUCAGCGUUUCAAAUUCCAGACCCUCUGCACGGUACAUGACAAAGGCCGGCCUCCUUUUGAUAGCAAAAAUGUGAAGAAGGAAAUACAAUCUUACAUAAGGCAGAAGCAAAUCAAGCUUAAAGCGACCGAGCAAAGGAUCAAAGUUUGCGGAGAAACUCUACGAAAAGACUUUGUAGACACAAAAAAUAAGGUUAAAGAGAAAGUUGAAGAGGUCAUAGAGAGAGAAAACAUCUAUACUAUUCCUAACUUUCUGUGCGUUUCGCGAAUUUUGCUGUCGCCUUAUUUAGGUUUGCUGAUUGUGCAAGCGGAGUUCCACUUUGCGCUAGCUCUUCUCGGGGUAGCUGCAGUGACUGACUUAUUAGAUGGCUGGAUUGCGAGAACAUGGGCCAGCCAAUCAUCAAUAAUGGGUAGUUUUUUAGAUCCAAUGGCUGAUAAGGUUUUAAUAGCCACAUUGUUUUUAUCUUUAACGUAUGCAGAUUUAAUACCGGUGAGCCUUACUGGUUUAAUACUUCUUCGAGACGUCCUUUUGGUAGCUGCUGCACUCGCACUGAGGUACAAGUCACUCUCAUCACCGCGAACUAUGGGAAAACUUUUUGAUAUUUCACAUGCAACUGUGCAAAUUAAGCCGACUUUUAUCAGUAAAAUUAAUACAGGAGUUCAACUGGCUCUGGUGGGUUCUACACUGGCAGCUCCGGUUUUUCAUUACGUUGGGCAUCCAUUGCUGCAAUCUCUCUGGUAUAUAACUGCAGCCACUACGAUUGCAGGAGGACUGAGCUACAUAUUAUCAAAGAAUACUUAUAAGAUAAUUAAGAAGAAGAAUAAUAAAACAUGAUUUUAUUCAGAAAAUACUUAAAAAGACAAACAUAAAAAUCAAUAAUACCAUUUUUAAUCUGA